AUGCUGAUGUUUGUCAGCAUCGAAACAGCUCCAGAUAGGUCGCACAUCAUUGCAAAAGAUCUCUGUCGGUUUGCGGUUGAAAAGUAUAUAGCUGGACUAGCUGUGGACUUGUGGGAUUCGAAGCUGGACACGCCGCAACAACCUUGUCCAGCUCAAACAGCGACAUCGGCGGUGAUGCGUUCUCCCAAGCAACCGGCGAAACUAGUCAUGCUUUUGCUAUGGGCGCUGUUGCUGCUCUGUAACGGAGUUGGCAAUGCCCUUGGCAAAACGAUCCACGAGAACAGCGUCGAUCUGCAGGCUCUGCUCGCCUUCAAGCAAGGCGUCAUCGAUACGCAAGGAGCCUUGAGCAGCUGGAACACCACCACCACCAACUUCUGCCGGUGGAAUGGUGUCAACUGCACCACGACACGACCAUUUCGCGUCUUGCGGCUUGUCCUCCCCGGCCAGAACUUACAAGGCCAAAUUACCUCCUUUCUUGGAAACAUGACCUUCCUUAGAUCUCUUGACCUCUCCUAUAAUAGCUUCGUUGGCCCCUUGCCUAUCCUUGGCCAUCUCCAACAACUAAAGAUACUUUAUCUGAACAACAACAAUUUAAUUGGGAUAAUUCCUGAUUCACUUACCAACUGUUCUAGCUUGGACUCCUUGGAUCUCUCAGCAAACUCGCUAGCGGGUGUAAUUCCUACGAAGCUAGGCCUUCUUUCAAAUGUGACAUACAUCAAUUUUAAAUUAAAUCAACUCGAGGGAAGAAUUCCCGAUGAGCUUGGGAGGUUGUCGAAAUUGCAAUACUUGCUCCUGGGCAACAACAGGCUCUCAGGUGAAUUCCCACAUGCCAUCUUGAAUCUUUCAGCUUCCCUCCAAUACCUAAGCCUAGAGUUCAAUAUGCUAGGUAAGACAUUGCCAUCUAACAUUGGCGACCUUCAUUUUCUGACAGAGCUUACCUUGGAAAACAACAGGUUUGAAGGUCAAAUCCCGGUUUCAAUUGGCAAUGCCCUAGGGUUACAACUGAUAGAUUUAUCAAAUAACAGUUUCAGUGGGAAAAUUCCUACUGAUUUCGGAAAGCUUUCAAACCUUACAUUUCUAAACCUUCAAUAUAACCACCUUGAAGCAAGAGAUGACCAAGACUGGGAAUUCCUGAAUUCAUUGAGGAACUGUAGUUCUUUAAAUGUACUCUCCGUCGCAUACAAUGAGCUAAAGGGCUUACUACCCGAGACCGUUGGUAACCUAUCAUCCAGCCUUGAACAGCUUCUGUUGGCUGGAAACAGCUUAUCAGGACAAGUUCCCCAAAGCAUAGGGAAACUUAGUGGACUAACCAAACUUUCACUAGAUCAUAACAAUUUUACUGGUACAAUUCAUGGAUGGAUAAAAAAUCUCAAAGACAUGCACAUUCUACAUCUCGAAUCCAACAACUUCACGGGGCCAAUUCCAUCCUCUAUUGGGAACCUUACGAAGUUGCUAGACCUUUCCCUAUAUGAAAAUAAAUUUGAAGGGCCUCUACGAUCGAACUUUGCAAACCUCCAACCGCUCAUACUUUUGAACCUUAGCCACAAUAAUAUCCAAGGUGCCAUACCUCGAAUUGACAAUCUCAAACAACUCACAAUUUUAGAUCUAUCGUCAAAUAAGCUUACUGGAGAUAUUCCUAAUUCUUUGGGCGAAUGCUAUUGCUUAGCGAAUUUGCAAUUGGACAAAAACUUUCUGACUGGAAAUAUCCCAGCUACUUUUGGCAAUCUGUCAUUGCUGAGUACGCUAAAGCUUUCACACAACAACUUGUCAGGCACAAUUCCAUUUACUCUAAAUAGACUAGAGGCCCUCAACGAGCUCGACCUUUCCUAUAAUCAUCUUCAAGGAGAAAUACCAAGAAAUGGAGUACUCGAAAAUGCUACAGCUAUUUCACUGGAGGGCAACUGGGGCCUGUGCGGAGGUGCGAUGGAUCUCCACAUGCCCCCGUGCCCCACUGUUUCUCGGAGAUCAGAGAAGUACUAUUUGUUCCGAGCAUUGAUUCCAUUAUUUGGCUUCAUGUCACUCGUAAUGUUGACCUAUGCUAUAAUCACCGGGAAGAAAACAUCACGAAGAAAGAACUUAUUUUUGCUUUCUUUUGGUAAGAAAUUCCCAAUAGUCUCUUACAAGGAUCUAAAUCAAGCUACAAGAAACUUCUCAGAGGAAAGGCUCCUCGGAAGAGGAAGCUAUGGUUCAGUGUACACAGGAAAGUUAACCAGAGCUAAAAUACAAGUGGCCAUUAAGGUUUUUGACCUUGAGAUGAAAUUUGCAGACAAAAGUUUUUUAACGGAAUGCGAUGUUUUGAGAAGCAUUCGACAUCGGAACCUUCUACCCAUCCUAACAGCUUGUUCGACAAUCGACAACAAUGGUGAUGCUUUCAAAGCUAUAAUUUACGAAUUCAUGCCUAACGGCAACUUGGACACAUGGUUGCAUAGCAAAUUUGCUGGUGGUUCUUGUUUGAGCUUAGCUCAAAGAGCAAGCAUAGCUGUUGGCAUUGCAGACGCGUUGGCUUAUUUACACCAUGAUUGUGAAAGGCAGAUUGUACAUUGUGAUUUGAAGCCAACAAAUAUCCUUCUUGAUGAUGAUAUGAAUGCUUAUUUGGGAGACUUCGGCAUUGCAAGCCUCGUUGGAUAUUCAGCUUCAAAUACCUCAACUGAACUGAAGGGAACAAUAGGGUACAUAGCUCCUGAGUAUGCUCAAAGUGGCCAGGCGUCCAUCAGUGGGGAUGUUUACAGUUUUGGAAUAGUACUCCUAGAGAUGUUGAUUGGUAAAAGACCGACGGAUCCUAUGUUUGAGAAUGAACUCAGCUUGGUCAACUUUGUGGAGAGGAAUUACCCAGACCAGAUACUACGUAUCAUUGAUGCUCGUCUCCAAAGAGAAUGUGAGAGCUAUAUCCAAGCACACAUUACAAUGGAAAAUGCGGUCUAUGGAUGCUUGUUAUCACUCAUUCAAGUCUCUCUCUCUUGUACGCGUCUGAACCCAAGGGAACGAAUGAACAUCAGAGAAGUAACCACUAAGCUCCAUUCAACCAGAGCGUCAUGCAUUAAAGCGACAAAGUGAGAGCAAGUCUUGCUUCACUAGAGUGGCUUCAAUGGGUCAUGAGCUCAUGUUAUACCAAGUUGAUUUUCUCCUUCAUAUUUUUCAGUAUUAUGAAUAAAUUGUGGAAGAUGACAGAAUAGCCACAUGGACACUGAGUAACAUGCAUAAUUUUAGGUUAGCACUGGAUGUUGUGAUAUGGAAGGAUGAAUUGAGCUAGAAGAAAAGUGAUUGAUGUAAACUAGUUUCGGUGGUAGUAAGAACCAUAUUAAGUACAGAACACCGCACUAGUUUUGGUGUAUU
This is a messenger RNA of Lolium rigidum, 3333 nucleotides long. RefSeq names its product receptor kinase-like protein Xa21. Gene Ontology annotation, biological process: protein phosphorylation. The coding region runs from base 1 to 3054 and encodes 1017 amino acids. The record is from RefSeq and is a predicted model, not a curated record. The transcript is spliced from 4 exons. Gene Ontology annotation, molecular function: protein binding; protein kinase activity; ATP binding. Lineage: Eukaryota; Viridiplantae; Streptophyta; Magnoliopsida; Poales; Poaceae.